CGUAGAUGUGCUCUAGGACACAUACCUGUUUAACUUCCCUGGUAACAACGCCAUGAGCGACCGUGGAUGGACUUUGUAGAGUUGGCUCACUCUUUCUUUCUUCGGGAUGGUAGUGUAGGUACAAACUUGAGCCUCUGUGAUCCUUGUCUGGUCACAUCAGAAGGCUUUUUGGCCAGACUGCCUAUGGCUUUGGGGACGGACGGUCCUGGUGUGCUCGAUGGCGCCGAGGACGCGCCCACAUUGCUACUGUCUGCCAUGAAACCAGAUAAAUAUGUGAAAAGAGUUAAGUGCACAGGUGUGCACAGCCACGUGUUUAUCUACUGAUCUGCGUUUCCCAACUUUCCUUUGAUCAAGUAGCAAACCGCGAUUUGCACCUCCAUUCAGGCGAUUAGCUGCAGUUGCGCCCAGUUCUCAAUUUCUCGCACGAUGGGAGAACCAGAGCAUAUCAGGGCGACAUACAAUGACAUACACAACAUCAUCAGAGGAGUAUCGGACAAGAUUGCGUCUGAGUUCAAGCCAGACAUGUUUAUUGCGAUAGGAGGAGGUGGCUUUUUCCCAGCUCGUGUAUUGCGUACAUUCCUGAAAGACCCGUCAACGAAAAGGAAUAUCCCAAUUCAAGCCAUUGGUCUCUCACUCUACGAAUCUCUUCCUGGUACAACUUCAGAGCAGCUCGGCAGCGAAGUUAUUCGCACCCAGUGGCUAGGACCAGACCCAGGCAAAAGAUUGCUCGGGAGGAGAGCGUUGAUUAUUGACGAAGUCGACGAUUCGCGCAAAACUCUCCAAUAUGCAUUGAAAGAGCUCCAGAAAGAUGUUGAAUCAGAACUCCAGCUGCUUCCAGAGUCCGAGCGUGACUCGCAACGCACCGAGUUUGCGAUCUUCGUGGUACACAACAAGCUCAAGCCAAAGAUUGGAGAGCUACCACCAAAUAUCCCAUACUUCUUCGGUGCUGAAGUAGAGGAUAAGUGGCUUGAUUAUCCGUGGGAAGCCAUUGAUAUCGAGGAGCAUGACCGUCUCGCAAAGGAGGACAAGGAGAAGAAGACUGCAAACGAGCACUGACAAUAUAGACCAGGAUGUAUGUAUAUGCUGAUAAAGUAUUUGCUUCUGGACCAAGUCCUUUUCAUGAUCGAUUUUCUUGUGCUUGGCUUGUGCAGAAAACUUUUCAGUCGCGUCGAUCUAUGUCAUUGUGACAUCUGUCCAUAAUUUUUGACAUGCAAACGGAACCAAUUUUUGAAAAACGGUUUCGCGUUGUUUGGAAGUUAGUAUUAGCAAACACCGCCAAUUGAAUU
This is a messenger RNA of Suillus clintonianus, 1286 nucleotides long. Its product is annotated as phosphoribosyltransferase-like protein. Gene Ontology annotation, molecular function: hypoxanthine phosphoribosyltransferase activity. The transcript is spliced from 10 exons. Gene Ontology annotation, cellular component: cytoplasm. Gene Ontology annotation, biological process: hypoxanthine metabolic process; XMP salvage; IMP salvage. Lineage: Eukaryota; Fungi; Basidiomycota; Agaricomycetes; Boletales; Suillaceae. The record is from RefSeq and is a predicted model, not a curated record. Bases 427 to 1056 code for a protein of 209 amino acids.